Messenger RNA from Aphanomyces invadans, 2513 nucleotides. RefSeq lists its product as hypothetical. Gene Ontology annotation, biological process: post-transcriptional regulation of gene expression. The record is from RefSeq and is a predicted model, not a curated record. Gene Ontology annotation, molecular function: mRNA binding. Gene Ontology annotation, cellular component: cytoplasm. The transcript has 3 exons. NCBI's taxonomy places the organism in Eukaryota, Oomycota, Saprolegniomycetes, Saprolegniales, Verrucalvaceae. Bases 47 to 2467 code for a protein of 806 amino acids.
CGCGGCUCCCGCGCAUUGAAACGACGCGUUCCACGACCGAUCGGACAUGUCGGCAUACCAUGCGCGGUCCGCCAGCAACAACACAUGUGUAAAGAAGCAAGACGCGUUCGAUCUGUCCAUGUUUGCUCCACCUACGUCGCCAACACCUCAAGACGACGACGACAGCAUCCACGGGAUGCGCAACUACGCGAUUGGACCUCGCAUCCAACGCUCGAUGAGCGCGCCGCCUAUGGCAGAGAACGUUGGUCGUCUCCCGCCACCUAUGUAUGCUCAAAGCGAAUAUGCCGAGUCGCCAGCAGAUGCGAGUAUGAGUCCACCUGAGUACUACUAUUACUAUGCGCCCAAGUCCCACAAUCCACGCCUGCCCAUCUCGUACAACAAUUGGGAAGCGAUGCAAAGGCAACAUUACGCGCGCCACACAACAUCCACCUUGCACCGCGUCCAAAUAUCAGAGCGCCGGCGGGGUGGAAGUGAAGAAUCCACAGAUAGCCAGGCGAGGUUGUCAUCGAACAAAGACUUCGAAGCCGCCGUUGCAGCGGCUGGUGGUCAUUCCCUGCACCACUUUGUCUCAAAUCAAGACGCAGAACACCAUCAUGCACACUGCUUGUCUCCCACCGACUCAUCCGACAGUAAUUCUUCGUCAUCCGUUCGACCAGUCAACAAGACGCUCAUUGAUCGGAUUCAAGAAGAUUUUCCGCGAACCCCGUCCCCUGUAUUUGGAUACACACCAGCAACGUUGGAAGUUUCCCAAGGCACUAUAUUUCCUGACUUGGGGGGGAUUCCUGACGUGAAAGAACUUCCUCCCGACUUCCUCCAAAACAUGAAGCGGCUGAAUUUGUCACAUGGUCGUGACAAUGGCAGCCAUUUUAGCUCCAAGACCAGAAGCAAUUCAUUCUUGUUUCCACCUGGCUCGAUGCUUCCUCCACCGGGAAUGAUGCCACAUCCUCACCACAGUCAGUAUCCCAUGUAUUUCGGCCGAUAUCCUCGUGGGGGAGGCGUGCCAUUUAUGGAACAUCACAUGAGCCACCGACAGUACAUGGAUUCGUACGACGCUCAAAUUGGGGAUCCUUCUUCGAGACCAGAUAUUCGAUUGUUGCCACUACCUCACAACUAUGACUACGACAAACCUUUGUACACCGGGUGCUAUAUUGCUCCGUCACAGCAUGAAGCCAGACUCUAUCACCAGCGCGGAGCUGCGGCGUGGGAUGCUGUUCAAGAAGCCUGUGACAACAGCACCUCAGAUCACCAUGUAGAACCGGAAGGGUUUGCACCACAUUACCAACGCAAUCACAUCCAAGUGCAGCCAUCGGUCAUGCGUGCCAAGGCAAAAACAUGUCCAGGGAUAUCAGUGCCCCAGCAAGGUGCUCCGCAGCACUCGCAGCAACGCAGCGUCCUCCUUGAAGACUUUGACUUUAGAACCAUGACAACUUCCAAGCCGAGCAAGUGGGAACUCGUUGACGCGCGUGGCCACAUUGUUGAAUUUUCGAAAGACCAGCACGGCAGUCGGUUCAUUCAGCUCAAACUCGAGACAGCGAAGCCAGACAUUAAGGACAUUGUGUUUAGCGAGGUGGCACCAGUGGCACUGCAACUCAUGACGGACGUGUUUGGCAACUACGUGAUCCAAAAGUUCUUUGAUCAUGGCAACCCACAACACAUCACGCAGCUUAUGCGAGUCAUUCAAGGUCACAUGUUGGACUUGGCGCUGCACAUGUAUGGAUGUCGAGUCAUUCAGAAAGCGCUCGAAUCCACCGACGACUUGGACCUCAAGCUCGAUUUGAUCUGCGAAUUGCAAGGCCACGUGCUACACUGCAUCAAGGACCAAAACGGAAACCACGUGAUUCAAAAGUGCAUUGAAAUACUUCCGUGGAAAGUUCCGUCGGUUGUCGAAGACAUGUCCCGUGCAUCGUUUCUGCUCGAGUCGUUUGAGAACAAUGUGGACACCAUGUCGACCCAUCCAUACGGGUGCCGCGUCAUCCAACGCGUGCUUGAGAAGUGCUCGGACGAGCAAAUGGCACCAAUAUUGCGCGAAAUCCAAGACUCGUAUGGCCUGUUAGUCAACGACCAAUACGGCAACUACGUGAUACAACACGUUCUGCAGCACGGUCCGCCGUCACAACGGACAGCGCUCAUCAAUCGCAUCUACCCUGACAUUAUCCGGUUCUCGUACCACAAGUUUUCGAGCAACGUGAUUGAAAAGUGCUUGUCGUAUGCGUCCGUGAAACAGCUCCGCGUGAUCAUGCACCACAUUCUGAACAGCUCCGACAAUGGCGAGUGUCCGCUCCAAAUUAUGAUGAAGGACCAGUACGCCAACUACGUCGUGCAGAAGCUCAUCGACGUGGCCGACUCGACCGAGCGCGACAAGAUGGCGGCUAUCAUCAAGUCCCACGCUGCCAACCUCAAACGGUAUACGCAUGGCAAGCACAUCCUGAACCGCCUCGAGAAGCUCACGGGUCAGAAAAUCAUUUAACGUUCACUUGCAAUUAUUAACAUAACUCAGUUCUUUGGUCACCUCA